AGGGUUUGGGGCUGUUAUAAGAGAUUUCCACCUUAGAGCUACGGCGUAAUUAACUUGUUAACCCUCGAUUAACUACAAGUACAGAGAACUAGAGAGAGAAAAAUCCAUGGUUAAUCUGUUAAAAAAUUGGUUUUACUCGUUCAAUUUCCAUCCAUUUUUUGUUGAUAUCGCUAAUGUUCUUCAAUUAUAAACGCAAGUUGGGAGAUUUUUUCAUGCCGAAAUCGGAGAUCUUUGGUAAUUUUCGAUCCAUCAAAGCAUAGAUGAAAAAUCGGUUAAGAAGGAGAAUUUGGUACCGAAUAUAUGUUAAUGGAGGAUUUAACGGUAAUCAGGGAUGACCAUAACAUAAAAACAAAAGCCGAUGCCAACUUAAAAAGCCCGAAACUUUGUGUGCAAAUCAAAGCAUCAAAUUCUUUUUCUGUUGGUUAUAUUUAAUUUAAAUAAUUGGACCAACCCUAUCCGCUUGACGCAUUCAAAGGAGCCAAAGCCCGCCUGGUGGUGGUCCAUUUUCUUACAGCCUCCGUCCACGUUCCUCCUAUCACAUUAACUUAUAUUAUAUAUUAUUUCAUUUGGACUCAUGAUGAUAAAUAGCCCAAACAUGUAUGGGCGAGUUCGUGAGCCACCAUAACGGGUACAUUUCUCGGGUUCUUCACCGCAUGAAAUGUUUAUUAAUUAGCAUUUAUUUUAAUUCUUGGUCGUUAUUAUUAUAUGCGUUAUUAUUAUUUAGUAAGUUCUGGGUUUGAUCAAAUGAUAGAGAUAGUUGGCCACACGAAAAAUAAACGAGUCAACUCAGGACUCGGUCAAUUCGAGCACAAAGUUCAGACCUUAAAACUCGCCAUUGUCACCCCACCAGGUUUCCGAUUCUUCUGCUGCUUCUCUUCCCCACAAAAAUUCCCAAACAAAAAAACAUAACAUUUCAGCAAACAAGAAAAAAAAGAGAAAAAAAGGGAUCAAUCAAUCAACUAUUGACGUUUCUCUGAAACAGCCAUUGAAGCUGGAAGGAGGAGGAGAAGGAUUGUGAUCUAAGGGAUCUGGAAAGGGCUGAAAAUGGAGAGUUAUCUGAACGAGAAUUUCGACGUGAAGGCGAAGCAUUCGUCGGAGGAAGUGCUAGAGAAAUGGCGGAAGCUCUGCGGCGUCGUGAAGAACCCUAAACGGCGUUUUCGCUUCACUGCCAAUCUCUCCAAACGCUACGAGGCCGCCGCCAUGCGUCGAACCAAUCAGGAGAAGUUAAGGGUCGCAGUCCUCGUUUCAAAGGCGGCUUUCCAAUUUAUCUCAGGUGUCACUCCAAGUGACUACACGGUGCCUGAAGAGGUCAAAGCUGCUGGCUUUGACAUUUGUGCUGACGAGUUAGGAUCCAUAGUUGAAGGCCAUGACGUGAAGAAACUCAAGUUCCAUGGCGGAGUGGAUGGCCUUGCAGGCAAGCUUAAGGCUUGUACCACAAAUGGUCUCUCGACAGAGACUGACCAGCUGAACAGAAGGCAAGAGAUUUUCGGAAUCAACAAGUUUGCAGAGACUGAAGCUCGUAGUUUCUGGCUAUUCGUUUAUGAAGCUCUUCAGGACAUGACACUCAUGAUCCUAGGUGUGUGUGCUUUUGUCUCGUUGAUAGUGGGAAUAGCAACGGAAGGAUGGCCACAAGGUGCUCAUGACGGUCUCGGGAUCGUGGCCAGUAUCCUGCUUGUCGUGUUUGUCACAGCAACGAGUGAUUACCGACAGUCUUUGCAGUUUCGGGACUUGGAUAAGGAGAAAAAGAAGAUCACGGUUCAGGUGACGAGAAACGGGUUUAGGCAGAAAAUGUCCAUUUAUGAAUUGCUCCCUGGUGAUAUCGUUCAUCUGGCUAUCGGAGAUCAAGUCCCUGCUGAUGGCCUCUUUCUCUCGGGGUUCUCUGUGGUGAUAGAUGAAUCGAGUUUGACGGGAGAAAGUGAGCCUGUGAUGGUGAAUUCACAAAACCCUUACCUACUUUCUGGAACCAAAGUUCAGGAUGGAUCUUGCAAGAUGAUGGUUACCACGGUCGGGAUGAGAACCCAAUGGGGAAAGCUGAUGGCAACUCUGAGUGAAGGUGGUGACGACGAAACUCCGUUGCAGGUGAAACUGAAUGGAGUUGCUACCAUAAUCGGGAAAAUCGGUCUUUUCUUUGCCUUGAUCACCUUUGCUGUUCUGGUGCAAGGAAUGUUCAUGAGGAAGCUUCAAUUGGGCACUCACUGGAUCUGGUCAGGGGAUGAAGCCCUCGAACUGUUGGAAUACUUUGCCAUUGCCGUGACAAUUGUCGUCGUGGCAGUUCCAGAGGGUUUGCCUUUGGCCGUGACUCUCAGCCUUGCGUUUGCCAUGAAGAAGAUGAUGAAUGAUAAAGCCCUUGUCCGACACUUGGCAGCUUGUGAGACCAUGGGAUCGGCUACGACUAUUUGCAGUGACAAGACCGGUACACUUACCACCAACCACAUGACCGUCGUCAGAUCUUGCAUUUGUCUGAAUAUCCAUGACGUUGAACAGAAAGGUUCUAGCUUGCGGUCUGAAAUACCGGAAUCUGCCCUGAAACUGUUGCUUCAGUCAAUCUUCAAUAACACCGGGGGAGAAAUUGUUGUGAACAAAAAGGGAAAGACUGAGAUAUUAGGAACACCGACAGAGACUGCUAUAUUGGAGUUUGGAUUAUUGCUCGGUGGCAGUUUCCAGGACGAGAGAAAAGCCUACAAAGUCGUCAAAGUUGAGCCUUUCAACUCCACAAAGAAACGGAUGGGAGUCGUAAUCGAGCUACCCGAAGGAAAACUUACCCGUGCUCACACGAAAGGAGCUUCUGAAAUAGUUUUGGCUGCUUGUGAUAAAGUUCUCAACUCAAAUGGCGAGGUUGUUCCACUCGAUGAAGAAUCCAUCAAGUAUCUUAACGUUACAAUCAAUGAGUUUGCCAGUGAAGCUCUUCGUACUCUUUGCCUCGCCUAUAUCGAUAUCGAAAAUGGGUUUUCUCCAGAUGAAUCUAUUCCACUUUCGGGUUUCACUUGCAUCGGGAUUGUGGGAAUUAAGGAUCCUGUUCGUCCGGGUGUAAAGGAAUCUGUUGAAGUUUGUCGCCGAGCUGGUAUUACCGUCAGAAUGGUUACAGGAGACAAUAUUAACACUGCAAAGGCUAUUGCCAGAGAAUGUGGAAUUCUUACUGAUGAUGGUAUAGCCAUUGAAGGUCCUGAAUUCAGAGAGAAGAAGCAGGAUGAGUUACUUGAACUGAUCCCUAAGAUUCAGGUGAUGGCUCGUUCUUCGCCAAUGGACAAGCAUACACUUGUAAAACAUUUGAGGACCACUUUUGAUGAAGUUGUUGCCGUGACCGGAGACGGGACAAAUGACGCACCUGCCCUCCAUGAAGCUGACAUCGGAUUAGCAAUGGGCAUUGCCGGAACUGAAGUGGCGAAAGAGAGUGCAGAUGUUAUUAUCUUGGAUGAUAAUUUCACAACGAUCGUUACUGUGGCUAAAUGGGGACGUUCGGUUUACAUAAACAUCCAGAAAUUCGUUCAGUUCCAGCUCACUGUCAAUGUUGUCGCUCUGAUUGUUAACUUCUCUUCAGCUUGCUUGACCGGGACUGCUCCUCUAACCGCUGUUCAGCUGCUGUGGGUGAACAUGAUAAUGGACACACUCGGAGCUCUUGCUCUGGCAACUGAGCCACCGAAUGACGAGCUGAUGAAACGCUCCCCCGUCGGAAGGAGAGGCAAUUUCAUCACCAACUCGAUGUGGAGGAACAUAUUAGGACAGGCUCUGUAUCAGUUCAUUGUCAUCUGGAUUCUCCAGGCCAAAGGAAAGUCCAUGUUUGGUCUGAACGGUGAAGAUUCCACGCUGAUACUGAACACCCUUAUCUUCAACUGUUUCGUCUUCUGUCAGGUUUUCAACGAGAUAAGCUCACGGGAGAUGGAAGAGAUUGACGUUUUCAAGGGCAUAUUGGACAAUUACGUGUUUGUGGCCGUUCUCGGCUGCACCGUCUUCUUCCAGAUCAUAAUCAUCGAGUUCUUGGGAACAUUUGCCAGUACCUCUCCCCUCACAAUUUGCCAGUGGCUCUUCAGUAUAUUCGUCGGCUUCUUGGGCAUGCCUAUCGCCGCCGGUCUCAAAAGGAUACCCGUUUGAUUCGUUCGGUUAAUAUACCGGUUUUUCUACGCGCAUAGUUCGUUAUAUAAUCUGUGUAAGGAAACAGGAAGGUGACAGAGGGGCAGAUCUUUAACAAGUACUAUGUUUUUCACUUUCAGUUGAGAUAGGCUAAGGACAACCAUUGCUCUUCCCCUUUUUUUUUGUGUAACCCUUUGUUAUUUUUGUUCUUGAAACGAGUUUUCUUUUAUCUUUUUCUGUUU
Molecule: messenger RNA, 4310 nt
Organism: Tarenaya hassleriana
Lineage: Eukaryota; Viridiplantae; Streptophyta; Magnoliopsida; Brassicales; Cleomaceae
Product: calcium-transporting ATPase 2, plasma membrane-type
Exons: 7
Coding region: 1045-4089 (1014 amino acids)
Biological process (GO): calcium ion transmembrane transport
Cellular component (GO): membrane; intracellular membrane-bounded organelle
Molecular function (GO): ATP binding; ATP hydrolysis activity; P-type calcium transporter activity
Source: RefSeq, a predicted model, not a curated record